AUGGAAUGCUUGCGAAACAGCUUUCAGAAUGGCGUCGUUAUCGGUGGGAGGUAUCAAACAAUUUCCCCACUCAACCAUGGGUCUUUCGGCAUGGUCUUCAUGGCCGAGGAUCUCCAGACCAACCAAAUCGUCGCCAUCAAGUGCAUGACUAAGAAGACUGCUGCUACCGAAGGUGUCGAGUUUACUGUUGACGAUCAGUCUGAAGAGCUCUUCUGCCACAGACGUCUCGGAGAGCAUCCCGGCAUUGUCAACUCUCUCGAUAACUUCGAGACCGAUGCCCAUGUCUACAUUGUGCUCGAGUUCUGCUCUCAGGGCGACUUGUACGAAGCAAUCCGCACUGGUUACGGACCCUUGGAGACCGAACAUGUGCGAAGUUUUAUGAUCGAACUCGUUGACGCCGUUUCCUACAUGCACUCGAAGGGCAUCUACCACCGAGACAUCAAGCCUGAGAAUAUCUUCCUAACCGAGACUGGAUCCAUGAAGCUCGGCGAUUUCGGUUUGGCAACUACCGACAAGUGGUCCUACGAGAUGACUGUGGGAAGUGAUCGUUACAUGGCUCCCGAGCAAUAUGACUCAGCUGGCGCGGGCUAUUCGCCGGCUCAGGCUGAUAUCUGGGCCAUUGGCAUCUGCCUGCUGAACAUCCUGUUUUCGCGAAACCCCUUCACUGCACCGACGGAGGCUGACCCCUUGUUCCUUGACUUCUCCCGGGACAAGCAAUCUCUUUUCGAUGUCUUCCCGACGAUGUCCCAGGAUACCUACGAGGUCAUUGUUCAUUGCAUGAACAUGGAUCCUGCCAAGCGAUCCCUCGUUGGGGCCAAGAACGCACUUCGCCGCGUCGUCAGCUUCACCACCGACGAUGAGGAUGAUGACGAGUUCUGCUGUGCUGAAGGACAACCGAUGGCUACCGCCAACCGCGAGCCUCUGCGAACUCCUUCUAUCCAGAGCCCCCAGAUCGAACAAGGUGCCUUCCCUUGGGCCAAGGCUCUGCAUACAGGUCCCGUUCGACAGCUUAGUGUCAUUCAUGAUACCGAAAGCUACACCGAGGACUUGUUCCCCAAGUCCGAAGACACUGCCGACUGGAUGUCCUCAGCUCACACACCUUCCAUCGCUUCAGUCAUGACCUCAAACUUUGGAGCUUCGUUGAACUCUUUCAAGUUGAGCAAGCCUCUCGAGAUCCCAUCAAGGAAGCCUAUGAAGAUGUCGCCAAUGGCUGGGUCUCUGCCCAUCACUAUGGCCCCCAAGCCCAAGGCCAACCUUGGUGCCAUGUCCAUGGUCUUUGGUCGCUCAACAGAACACGUCAGCAAGAGCUGGUCUGACAUGUGGGAGGAGGACGAGGAAGAAGACGAAGCUGAGCAUGCUCGACAGCUUCAGGCCCUGAAGGAACUCAACUCCAGGACGUGGAGCCAAGACAGCAAGGUGAAUGCUACACCCACUCCGCACAAUCAGGAAUCUGUGCCCCAGGCGCCAGCGCUUGAUGAGAAGUCUGUGGCUUCGCCCAUGCACGAUACGUUCAAUGAUGUCGAUGGAGACUUGGUCGCCGAUGGCUUCUUCUUCCAUGAAUCUGAGACUCUCAACGAACCCAAGCCAUCAUCUCAGCACCUCGCACCCGUCACACCGUCCAAGGUCGACAAGUGGGCCGUGCUCGGAGAACGGCGCCGAGCUUACACUGGGUCAUCUGAGUCGAAGUCGCCGAACUUCGCCAAAUCACCACAACAUGGACACGGACAUAAGAAUCAACAUGGUUUAGGGAAUGGCGUUUGGGAACACGCCAAUGUUAGCUAUCAGAAAUCUCCAAAUAAAGACCGCACCACAUCACGCGGCGACUGCCCAUGGAACAAGGGCAGAGACUGGACUCCGCGCAAAGAACAGCGUCAGGAUUUCAGCAUUUUUGGAUGGGUUGGCAACUGGCGCCAAGCGACUCAAGCUCAUUAG
Truncatella angustata is the source of this 1932-nucleotide messenger RNA. Its product is annotated as kinase-like domain-containing protein. The transcript has a single exon. Gene Ontology annotation, biological process: protein phosphorylation. Gene Ontology annotation, molecular function: protein kinase activity; ATP binding. The coding region runs from base 1 to 1932 and encodes 643 amino acids. The record is from RefSeq and is a predicted model, not a curated record. NCBI's taxonomy places the organism in Eukaryota, Fungi, Ascomycota, Sordariomycetes, Amphisphaeriales, Sporocadaceae.